AUGGGGGAGAAGAAGGUCGAGCCACAGGACUUCCUCAAGAACUUCCAGGAGUACCUGAGCCAGCAGACCCACCAGGUGAACGCACUGGCCUGGGACCUGGCCGGGCAGGGAGGCCCCAGACUCCCUGGGGAUGCUCUGGACGGGAACGUGGUGCUGAUGCUGGACGACUUGGGAAGGACGCUGGACGGCAAGCUGCAGUGCCCGUACUGCGGCUAUGCCAGCCAGAGGACGGAGCGGCUGCUGGAACAUACGAGAAUCCACACGGGCGAGAAGCCUCACAGGUGUCACCUGUGCCCCUUCGCCUCUGCCUACGAGCGCUACCUAGAAGCCCACUUGCGUUCCCAUACCGGGGAGAAGCCCUACAAAUGUGAAUGGUGUGCCUACCGCUGCAACUACAGAAGCAACCUGACCCAUCAUCAAAGGCGCAGGCAUAAUCUGUCACCUCUGACCGGGCCCAGGGCCUCCCUAGGCAGCGUGAGAAUGUGCAGAGGCCUGCAGAGUAAAAGCAACGCAAAGGAUGGCAGACGAGGGGUGUUCAUCUCCUUGAGUCAGCCUUCUGUGGUUGUUCAGAAGCCAGAUUGCCUGAGUGAGCUUACCUACAAGAUCCCAAACGUCCAGAGCGACUUCUAUGAUGGUGUGGAUAAAACCUCAGCGUGUGGACUGCAGAGGGAUCCCCAAGAACCCUUGCUCGUGGAUGACCCUUUGAACCAGAUGUCCUCUCUAGCGGGACACCUGUCCAGCUUGCCACCUGAAAACCAAAACCCUGCCCCAGCUGAUGUAGACUCCAGCCCAGAAGAAAAUCUUUACAUGAUCCAACAGACUUCCAUGCAAGGGAGUGAUCCUCAGAGCUCCCCACUAGUCCUCCAGCCUCCUCCACCAUCAUUCAGUCAGUGGGACUGCAGUCCAUUUGCAGGGCCCAGCAGCCAGCCAAGUGGCCACACCAGCACCUCCAUCCUUGGAAACAGCCAGCCAAACACUCCGGCCCCAGCCUUGCUGGUGGGGGACCCUCAGCUGCUUUACCACUGCCAGCAUUGUGACACAUACUUUGCAGACAAUGUCCUUUACACUAUUCACAUGGGAUGCCAUGGGUAUGACAUCCCUUUCCAGUGUAACAUAUGUGGGUACAACUGUAAAAACAAGUAUGAUUUUGCCUGUCAUUUUGCAAGAGGCCAACAUAACUAGAACCAA
Messenger RNA from Phodopus roborovskii (desert hamster), 1188 nucleotides. Its product is annotated as zinc finger protein Pegasus-like. Gene Ontology annotation, molecular function: RNA polymerase II transcription regulatory region sequence-specific DNA binding; DNA-binding transcription factor activity, RNA polymerase II-specific. NCBI's taxonomy places the organism in Eukaryota, Metazoa, Chordata, Mammalia, Rodentia, Cricetidae. The record is from RefSeq and is a predicted model, not a curated record. Gene Ontology annotation, cellular component: nucleus. Gene Ontology annotation, biological process: regulation of transcription by RNA polymerase II. The transcript has a single exon. The coding region runs from base 1 to 1182 and encodes 393 amino acids.